Molecule: messenger RNA, 2488 nt
Organism: Pseudopodoces humilis (Tibetan ground-tit)
Lineage: Eukaryota; Metazoa; Chordata; Aves; Passeriformes; Paridae
Gene: FDX1
Product: ferredoxin 1
Biological process (GO): P450-containing electron transport chain
Cellular component (GO): mitochondrion
Molecular function (GO): 2 iron, 2 sulfur cluster binding; electron transfer activity
Source: RefSeq, a predicted model, not a curated record
AUGGCCUCCCCGGGGCCGGCGCGGCUCCUCCGGGCCGCCGCCGCUUCCUCCCGCCGCUGGCUCUUCUCCGCCUCGCCGGCAGCCGGACCGAGACCGGGCUGCGGCAGCGCUGCCGCUGUCGGGCGGGCAGCGCGGCCGUUCAGCCUCUCUGCCCGGGCGGUGCUCAGCUCAGAAGAUAAAAUAACUGUCCAUUUCAUAAACCGUGAUGGUGACAAACUAACAGCCAAGGGAAAACCUGGGGAUUCACUGCUGGAUGUUGUUGUUGACAAUAAUCUAGACAUAGAUGGUUUUGGUGCAUGUGAAGGAACGCUAGCCUGUUCAACUUGUCAUUUAAUAUUUGAAGACCACAUAUUUGAGAAACUAGAUGCAAUUACUGAUGAAGAGAUGGACAUGCUGGACCUGGCAUAUGGCCUCACAGAAACAUCACGUUUAGGCUGCCAAAUCUGCUUGAAGAAAUCAAUGAAUGAUAUGACUGUUCGAGUACCAGAAGCUGUGGCUGAUGCUAGACAAUCAGUAGAUAUGAGUAAAAACUCCUAAAAGAAAAUAUCCUAGGGGUUUUAAAGAAGCUUAAUUAUUUUUAUAACUUAUUUUUAAAUGUGUAAUUAAAUAUGGAAAUUUACAUAAUUGUGAGUUAUUUUAUAUGACUAUCAAUAUUAGAUUAAUGCUAUUUUAAUUUUCUUUAUAGAACCUCUUAUAUUUUUACGCUUAAAAUGCAAUAAUACUUCUUAUAAGUAGUCAUUGGAUUAUAAACAUUAGCAAGUGUAUUACAGAUUUCAUAUUACAUUAUUCUGCCAAAACAUUUAAUGACAUCUAAAAACUGGAUCACUUGUACAGGACUUCUCCUAAAACAAGCUCUGAGUAUUUCUUGGUGUCAGACCUGAAUGUUUAAGAGAAAAAAAAGCUUGUAGGACUGAAUGGGGUCUUUUUGAAGUGUUGCCAUUAAAGAUGGUAUGCUCAGAGCUAAUUAAAAUUCUCAGUAAAUACGAUACUUUCUCAGCAAAUAGUGGAUUUUCAGGAUAGGAAUUUUCCAAAUUUUGGAAUCUCAAUGAGAUGUGGCAAGUGUUGUCUUGUGAAAAUUCUGCUAAACCCAUGAGUUCUAGGAGCUGUGUUAUGGUUUAACCCAGCAGGCAGCUAAAUGCCACUUAACCAUUGACUUGCACCCCACCACUGCCCACCCCCCUUCCAAAUGGGAUGGGGGGGAUAGACUUGGAGGGGAAAAAAAGGUGACAUUCGUGUGUUAGACAGUUUAAUAGGACAGAAGAGAAAGGAAAACAAAAGUAAUAAUGACUAAAUACAUAAAACAAGUGAGGCACGACACAAUUGCCUACCACCUGAUGACUGAUGCCCAGAGAGUUACUGAGCAAUGACCCCCAGCCAACUUUUGCCCCAGUUGAUAUUUUGAGCAUGACACCAUAUACUCUGGGACCUCCUGCUGGUCACUUGGGGUCAGAUGUCCUGGCUGUGUCCCCUCCCAAUUCCUUGUGCAGCCCCACAAGGUGAGGUGAGAAUCUGAAAAGGCCUUAGCUGUUGCUAAGCUGUGUUUACAUUUAAACACCAGUGUGUUACAAACAUUAUUUUGAUACUAAAUAAAAAACAGCACUGUACCAGCUACUGGGAAGAAAAUCAGCUCUCUCCCAGGUGAAACCAGGAGAGGCUGAUGCAGGAUGUUGGCACCUGCAGCUUAACCCUGGCCCAAAUCAGAUGUGAGUAAACCUCAACAAUAUUUACAUUUGACUACACCACAAAUAUUGGGAUAGACCAGGCUUAGAAGAAGGAAUUCUUGGAGCUGUGUAAUGGGAGAACAUACCCGGUGGAAUUACAGCUUACCCAUCGCAAACUCUCACUGUCCUCUAAAAUAUGGCUGAGUUUGGAUUGAACGGGGCAAUGUUUGUUGACAUCAGAUUUGUUCUGAAAUAUUUAUCCCUUUUUAGUUUAGAGCUUGUGCAGGUGGCAGUUUGAUGUUAGCUAGGCUGUUCAGCUUGGAGAGAUUGCUUGAUUCUGGGCCUUGCUCACAGAAUCAUUUCAGUAACAGUUGAUGUGAAAUGACCCAAGUAUAUUUGUUUCAUAAAAAUGGCCUAGGUUCCCCAGAAGGUACAGGGAAACCCCUGUGGAGAGGUGGUAUCUGCAUUGAUGAUGAAGAGAUUUCAGGUGAAUACUAUUUUAGUCUUUCUAAAGUAGCCCAAAUAAAACAAUGUUUCUAAGAUUAUUAUUCUCUCCAACUUUACAUAAUACUUACAUGAACUGGUUGUAUCACCAGUAGUUGUUAAAUUUAAUUUUUUUUUGCAUUUAUAUAUAUGUAUAUAUAUAUAAACCAUGUUUGUUUACAUUUGAAUGAUCUAAUGCAUUCAUUAAUGCUUUGUUUGAACUGGUAACAAUGACAUCUGGACAUCUUUUCUUGCAUAUAUGGGAGGAGAUAAAAGUUAUUUUUCCAGUGUCAAAUAUUGGGAAUAUUUUGAGUUUCAUAAAGAGGGAGAAAAAAGUUCCUCUU